Symbiodinium pilosum is the source of this 522-nucleotide messenger RNA. The record is from the annotation of a GenBank genome assembly. Lineage: Eukaryota; Dinophyceae; Suessiales; Symbiodiniaceae.
AUGGAGGAGGCGUGCCCAUGUGGUGGGCAAGGUGCUGGUGCCUUACGAGGCACUUUUGUUGCUCCUGGUGGCCGGCCUCGCACUGGCCCGACGGGCCUGAAAGCUUUGGAGAACGAUCAAGGCUCGGCCGAUACAAUGUCUUGGCUGCAGAAGAGCUGGGAAGGCUUCAACGCCACCUACAGCAAGCUCUGGACUGGUGAGCAGCUAAAUGCGGAUGAUGUCCAGCGAGACCUGGAUGUAACGUUUGCAAUGUCUUUGGCAAUAGGCAUGUUCGACUCCUAUGUGCGAGUUGCACCCCCAGCGCAGCCGCCCGAUUGUGUCUCUUACAACACAAAAGGAAUCUGCUGCCCUUCCUUGGCCUGCUACAAGGACCUCCCCAUGGGCUUAAAGAUCUACGUCACGCUUCUCCUUCUCUUGGCCAUGCGGGGCGGGGUGCGGAUGAUCAGCGAGAAUCCAUCUCUCAGUGCUGGCAGCUUGUCACAAGCUACACAAGCUACAGGUAUCUUGUGGUCAGCUGGGUGA